GGUUCCUUAUUUCCGGUAUUUUCCCAAUCCACGUCGCCGAAUUGUCAAACUUGGAGUUUAUAUCUAAUUCCACCAAAAUUAUGUAUGAAGGAGGAAUAUCCGAUGGUUAUUGAAAAGGCAGACUGUUUUAAACGAUUUACUUUGAUUUUGAAACCAUUAACCGUCUUUAUGGCUAGCAAUGAAGGAUGCAUUUCACAAUGAGUAGUCAUAGGAUCUAUAUUAAUUCACCAUGUUCGAAUCCCAAUUUCCAACUAAAGAAGUUAUUGAUAGCGGUGAUGGGAUUGAUAGUUAUAAUAUCAUUUAUAGCACUUGUUGUUGCUGCUGUUAUCGAACCUUAUAUUACCGGCUCUAAUAAAUACGAUGGUAUAAUAGAGGAUACAUCCACACAGAAGCAUUAUGGGAUAGUUAUUGAUUGUGGAAGUAGCGGAAGUAGAGUUUAUCUAUAUUCCUGGCCGACACAUUCAGGUCAUCCAGGUGAUCUUCUCAAUAUGCAACAGGUAACAGAUCAAUAUGGAGACAUAAUUCAUAAAAAAGCCAAACCAGGAUUGUCGUCAUUUGAAGAUAAACCUGAUAAAGCAAGUGAUUAUAUCAGCCCGUUAUUAGAUUACGUAUCUAAAUAUAUUCCCCGGGAUUUACAUAAAGAAACACCUUUAUAUAUACUGGCUACAGCUGGUAUGAGGCUUAUACCAGAAAAAGCCCAGAAAGCAAUAUUGAAUGAUCUACAGACGGAUAUUACUAAAAAUUACGAUUUCCUGGUUGCCGAGAAUCAUUUUGAAGUUAUCAGUGGUAAACUGGAAGGAGUUUACGCCUGGAUUGCCGUUAAUUAUGUUUUAGAUAAAUUCUCUCAUGGACCAGGAGAUCAUGAAGUAGUGAGUGUUCGGUUGCCAGGUGAAAGUCCGAACACACCGAUGCAUGUACGUAGACGAACAGUAGGAAUGAUAGAUAUGGGUGGUGGAUCGGUUCAAAUAGCUUUUGAAGUAACCAAUCCAAAAGCUGAUUUACCAAAAAGUUUAAUGGCGGAGGUGAAUCUUGGAUGUCAGAAUUCAGAUGUGGAUCAUACUUAUCGUAUUUACGUGACAACAUUUUUAGAGUUCGGUGCAAAUUCAGCUCGAGAACGUUACGAAGAAAUGCUGAUAAAAAAAUCUCUUUCAUACUCUGAUCCGUAUCGAGGUAGAAACACGACCAAUGCCAUCCAGGAUCCAUGUUUACCAAAACAAAUGCCGUUAGUCACGUCCCCCAACGAAAGUGGACGAAAGUAUUAUUUCAAGGGAAUUGGAGAUUUUAAGAAAUGUCGUGCGAUGAUGAAACCCUUAUUAAACAAAACGUUAGCGUGUAGUCACAAACCUUGUUCCAUGAAUGGCAUCCAUCAACCAGGGAUUGAUCCCCAACGCUCCAAGUUUUACGGUUUCUCCGAGUUCUGGUAUUCAACAGAAGAUGUGUUUGGUAUCGGUGGACCGUAUCAAUAUUCUAAACUUGAACAUGAAUCUCAGGAUUUUUGUAGUACAAGUUGGAGUGUUUUACAGGAAAGAUACAAGAAAAAAUUAUAUCCUAAAGCAGACGUCGAUAGAUUUAAAACACAAUGUUUUAAAGGGGCUUGGUUAGCAACAGUUUUACACGAAGGUUUUCAAUUUCCUGAAGAUUAUAAAAAUUUAAUAGCAGCACAAUUAAUCAAUAAAAAAGAUGUUCAGUGGACAUUAGGAGCUUUAAUUUACAGGACACGAUUCCUGCCCUUAAGGGAUAUACAGAAAUCAAUCAGUACUCCAUCAAGUACAAGAUCGUGGACUUAUAUACCACGAAUGUUUCUCAACGAGUAUCUCAUUUUGUUGUGUAUUGUGAUAGUUCUAGCCUCUAUUUUACUAUAUAUGAAACGAUUAAGACUGUGUCCCAAGAAAGAAUUGUCUCGUGUUCCGUCUAUGUCGUAUUUUAUGACAGGUGAAAACGAGGCCGAGUUGGGAAUACGAACAAUUAAAGGCUCGAAUUAUUUAUGACAUCAUCUGUGAUGUUUAUGAAGGGGAGAGAAUUGGCUUUUGCCUGUCUGACAUUUUUAUUUUGGGGGUAACAGGGGCCAGAAUUCGGUAACUAAAGAAUGAGUUAGGAAUACGAACUGUUAAAUUGUUUAAUUAUUUAUGAUGCUAUUUUGUAUGUUUAACGUCAUGAAAGGGAAAGAACUGGAUUUUUAAUUUGGGAUUAACAGGCCACUAAAAUUAGUUAGAAAUACGAAAUGUCAAUGUAUAUUGUUGUGAAAGGGAGAGAACUGGAUUUUUAAUUUGGGGUUAACUUGGGAUAGAAUUGGGUGACUUGACGUUAGUUAGAUGUAGGUAGAGUCGAGUGAAAUGUAGAAACUGGCAAUGGCCUACCACCUCCAGUUUCUGAGUUAUACUACUUCUGAUUCAUGGCGAUACCCGUGCUUCGCUGGAUCAACCGUUAGUUAUACAUACUACUUCUGCUUCAUGGCGAUACCCGUCUUACGCUGGAUCAACCGUUAGCUAUACUACUUCUGGUUCAUGGCGAUACCCGUGCUUCGCUGGGUCAACCGUUAGUUAUACUACUUCUGCUUCAUGGCGAUACCCGUGCUACGCUGGGUCAACCACUAGUUAUACAUACUACUUCUGGUUCAUGGCGAUACCCAUGCUACGCUGGGUCAACCGUUAGUUAUGUAUAAGAUAUGGUGGGUAAGAAUCUAUAAUUCAUUAGCCUCUAGUUAGCCAGACACUCUGUCUAUCACUCUGUCUAUAUACAAUGUAUGUAUCAUAAGGUCUGUCAUUGAGUCAACUGGCGGGGUUUUGAAUCCCCCGUUGUACGUGACAAGGUGUAGGGUCGCCUGUUCAACCUCGUGGGUUUUCUCCAGGUCCUCUGGUUUCCUCCCACUGCUAAAGACCCCUACUCGCAAGUGAAUUAUUGAAAUAAAAUUGAACCAUGUGUUAGUCCCGAAAUGACCUAGUUUGUGUCGAGUGAACCUUAAACCCCAUUUCUCUCUCUCUCUUGUCUGUCUAUAUACAAACCAUGAUUAAAGGGGUCUUGUUAUUUUUGGAUAUAUGAACCAUGAUUAAAGGGGUGUUGUUAUUUAUGCCUUGAACUGUGAUCUUUCUCCACUUUGUAUUUGACUUGAAUUGAUGCCCUUUGACCUAUUCGAUUUAUUAAUAGAUGUGCAUAUGAUUUUUUAUAGUUUUAGUUAUAAGCUUAUGUUGUUGAUAUUGGAUAAUUUUGGACCAAUGAAAGCAAGACAAUUUACAACUUAGCUGUGAUUAUAUGAUUCGAACCCGGUAUUUGUGUAGUAAUACUGGACUUCUUUGUUGUGUUUUCUUUGUGAUCGUAAAUAUCCUCGUUCUCAAUAAAGUGUAUAUAGCUUAUAAUGGCUGCUCUGACAGACUGGUUGAGCUCUAAUGAAUUUCGCUCAACACCCUCUUUUAUAACACCCUAAUUUCUUUACGUCAUAUGGAAUAAACAUCCCCCAUACCCCGACGACCGGGAGGAGAACAUUACCUUAUUUGGUCUACCAAACACAUUUAUAAACAAGAAGUAUUUGAUGGAUAUUUUGACAAUGGAAAGGAUAUAACCAGUAUUUUUACCAAAUUAUCCCUGUUUUAUUAUAAACCUAUCACUCAUUUAGAUUGAGUGUGUGAGAUAUGACCUCUAUACAAUGUGUCAAUCUAAUACCAAAAUUACCAUACUUUUAUUGGAAAGAACCACCCGAUAAAUCCUUUUCUGGGAACUCAUGUUUAAAGAUACAAUAGUACUACAUUUGGCACUCGUUGUACUGUGUAGGGUGAGUAAAGAUAAUGGGUUUUUCCUUCCACACAAAAUGAACUGGUUUCAUUCCUCUAAAACAGUGGUUCUCAACCUUUUUUUUGCCAACGUCACACCCUUGGAACACAUAAAAAAAAUAGGUGCACACCUGGUAAAAUAUAUGUGAAAAAUAUUUGAAUUUUGCAAAAUAAAAACAUGGUAAGUCAGACGGCAUACAACUGUAGACAGAGACUAGCUAUAGAAACAUAGAAUGACUCAAACUAAAUAAAGGAAAACACAGCUAUGAAUUCACCAGUAGACACCAGUGAAUACUCAAUUGGGAUCACAUGUUUUUUCGCAUUUCUUAGUGUGCCGUUCAAAAUUUUGUGGCAUACUUAGGAAGAUCUUGCGGCACAACUGUGUGCCGCGGUCCACUGGUUGAAAAUCACUGCUCUAAAACAUCAGGGGACGGCUCCUUUAUUAAAGGGACAAUAACACUUGUGCUGGCUUGACAGCUCCAGAAAAUACAAAAUAGCCUUAUUCUAAGUACUAGAUGUGUUAGUGUCCUACCUGUUGUGUAAAUUAUCCAUUAAAUCCUAUUUUACUUGUCCAGAGGGUUCAAAAAUAUUUUUAAAUCCAAGUCACAUUUGAAAAGCUUUACGUCAGGCUUUUCAAAUCAUUUAGUUGAAUUUUUUCAAUUUUUAAAUUAGGUGUGUUAAGAUGAAAUUUGUAUCUUCAAUUAAUUGGAAUAUUGUAAAAUAGUACAAUUUGUUGACCAGAAUAAAGAUUGGGACAUAUUAUUCAGUUACAACAAGAGUGGUAUUGAGCCUUUAAGACCCUUCAUUUCACGGUUUGUUGAAUAAAGCUGUAAGAAUUGUCGUGUGUUCAUGAAAGGUUGAAAUAAGUUAUUAUUUAGGUAAUAAUAAAAUUGAAAAAAUAUAUAAAUGGGGAUAAAAAUUGAUAUAUUAGAUAAUGUGAUUAUUUUGUGAUCUCAGAAUGAAGAAUGAGGUUUUUAAAGUUGUAUGAUAAAUUAAUUAAUCAUGUCAUGUAUUUUGGCCAGGUCUGUCUGUAAAACAUGUUAUUUUGUUUGUCUUAAAUCGAAUAUGUAAUAAAAACCUUAUUUUGUUUGUGGUAUAUUGAAUAUGUUAUAAAUAGUUAAAGGUUGUUUUAUAAUAUAUGUGCUAUCAAUAUUUUAUAAUCAUGUGUUUCAUUAAUUAGUUAUAUCAUAUUAACAUAUCAUGCUUGGGACUCUACUUGUAACCACAUAACCCUAGCCCUAACCCAAGGACUUGACUUAUAACCACAUAAUUUAUAUCCGACAAAUUCCACGAUAAAGUCGUGAUCAAUUCAUGGAGCAUCGAUGACUCAUUAGCUCACUAACCAUCAAGUCCUGGUUUCGAUAUCAAUAUUCAUCAUUUCAUUUAUCUGAUCCAGUUGAACUUUAUUUCAUUCAUGUGUUCAAUUAUAUUAAUAGUAAAAUUAUGUUUAACUGUGAAUUAAUAGAAAUUUAUAUAUAAAUGUACAUAGAAAUAAUAACCAUGAAGAAUAAAUUUAAAUGAUAAAUUGCCGAUGAAUUUCUUCCUAUGGAGGCAAAAUAUUAUAAUUUAUUGUUUUCACUAAGGAUAUAGGCUUGGUUAAAAGUAAGCUUCAAUAUAUUUGUGAUAUCACGUCAGUGGAAUAUUGACACAUAGUUGUAAUAUUGACAGAUUCUAGUGUAGUAAAGACAAGUAAAAUGAAAUUUUGAACUAUAAAAAAACCAAACGAAAUAGGAUCUUUAUUUUAAUUAGAUUGACUACAAUAAACAGUACAGCCAACGGAAAUAUAAAAACAUGCUUUAAUUAUUUUAUUGAACAAGCUUCCAAGUUUAUAAUGAUUUUUGCUUGUAAAUAAUUUUUAUUGAAGAUGUACAUAACUGUAAAUUAUUCUAUUAUAGAAUUUGAUUAAAUUGAUGUAAAUAUGUAUUAACAUUGUUUAUGUUGGGCGAUGAAAUGAAGUCGAGAUUUGUUUUUAAUCAGACUAAAAGAAAUAUGUUUAAAGGAGAAAGUCCACCUAUUGUCAAUAAUAGAUAGAUUACCAUGGUAACUACUAGAAAAUAUCUCUCAUAGUACACACAUCAUGGUGUAUCCUAACCCUAACCCUUUCACUCAUAGUACUCACAGCAUGGUGUACUGUAUCCUAACCCUAACCCUUUCACUCAUAGUACUCACAGCAUGGUGUACUGUAUCCUUACCCUAACCCUUUCACUCAUAGUACUCACAGCAUGGUGUACUGUAUCCUUACCCUAACCUAACCCUUUCUCUCAUAGUCCAUAAGUUUGGAUGGUCAUUAAUGUUUAUAUUUAGAUGGUCAUUAAUGUUUAUAUUUAGAUGUAUUCAUUCGGUUUCCAUGUACAUGAUUAUUGUAAAAACACUGGAGCAAGCAUUGGUUAUUUUUAUUGGUGUAAACGAAAGUUGAUUGGUCAAUAAAAAUAUCAUUUAUUAGGUACACGAUUAUUUUAAAAAAACACACAAAGAAAAAAACAACAUAAAAUCAUGUAAAUUCAUCAUUUACAGUUUAUCUGUGUGCAAUAAACAAAGAUCUGAAUGAAUUUAUUGAAUAAAUUAGCCUCAUUCAGUGGUUAUUAAAUAUAUUAAUUAGCCUCAUUAAGUGGUUAUUAAAUAAAUUAGCCUCAUUAAGUGGGUUAUUAAAUAUAUUAGCCUCAUUAAGUGGGUUAUUAAAUAUAUUAUCCUAUUGUAUAAAAAUCAUCAAGUGGGGUAUAUUAUUUAUUCAGUAUUUAUUCAAGAUGUCUAUAAAACGUCCCGGAUGCAUCGCCUUCUUUUAAUUUAGCUAUAUUUGUAUAUUUAUAUCUCUCUAAAUCAAUAUAAUUCAUAUUGAGUUCAAUAUUGAUGAAUAUCUAUGAAAUAUGACCAUGUUAUCUUACUGUGAAAUAUGGGGUAUCUAUUUCUUAACAAUUAUGAAACUUCAACCUCUGGUUUUAUCUCCUGAUUUUUGAUUCAGCUAAAUUUGUACUUUAUGGAAAUAUUAAAAUUUAUAAAACGAGAUAUUUGAUGGCACCAAGUUAUUAGGAUAUCUUAUAUAAAUCACUGAAUUAAAUCAUAAUUCACUAUAUUAUGAUGGUUGUCAGAAAUCUUGUUACAACUCUCCUGGGGUUAUUUUGAAUUGUUUAUGUCCUUAAAUCAUUUUGCUGUUAUAGGUGUAACAGUCUUUUUUUCGAUAUCUAUAACCAUUUUUAUUUUGUGCAGAAAUCCAUAUUUAUUCCAUCCUUUAAUUAUUAUGGUAAUUCAACCUGUUUUACCUUGAUUCAUACAGUGUCAUAACGUGGGUUAACAGUGUACUGGGCAGUUCAAAUACUAACCCAUGGUUCGUAUCAUAGCAACAAUGUUACCUGGCAACCCUUAUAUGCCCCACCCGUCAUGUUAAAACUGUGUAGAAUUUAAGGAACAUACAGAGAUUAUCUGUGUGAUUGUUUGUGGGGUUUUUAAUCUUGUGUCCAGGGAAACUACGGCACUCCAUUCAUGACGUAUUAUUUCGGCAUCUUGUUAAACAAGCUAAUCUCGAUUAACAAGACGCUCAAUAUAGCAUAUUGUAUUGAAUGUUGGCAGACUGGAUAAACAAGACUGUUGUGUGUGUGUGUCACUAAUUGUAUAUAAACAGAGAAUAAAUUAUAGACGGGGUAAAAAAAUUGUAUUAUAGAAAAAUAAAUUGUUUUGAAUUUAA
This is a messenger RNA of Patella vulgata (common limpet), 7443 nucleotides long. RefSeq names its product ectonucleoside triphosphate diphosphohydrolase 4. NCBI's taxonomy places the organism in Eukaryota, Metazoa, Mollusca, Gastropoda, Patellidae. The transcript is spliced from 12 exons. Gene Ontology annotation, cellular component: membrane. Gene Ontology annotation, molecular function: nucleoside diphosphate phosphatase activity. The record is from RefSeq and is a predicted model, not a curated record. Bases 186 to 1988 code for a protein of 600 amino acids. Gene Ontology annotation, biological process: nucleoside diphosphate catabolic process.